ACGAGAAUGAAUGAUAACGGGCCUGUUUACCGCCAAGAUAACGCUAGACCUUGCGCGGGGUAUACAAAAUGGCGGCCUCUCACCGGCAACCGGCCGGAAUACUCUUUGUAUUAAGCUCCUUGUUCCUGACAAUAAGUGGUGAAGUGCUCUUCAACAAAGGAACAAGCGAAGUGAGAAUAAACUUUCCUCUUACGAAAAUCCAGCUUCCGGAUGAUCUGAACUUUCCAUAUUUUGGUCAAAAGUAUCACACUUUAUAUAUAUCUAGGGACGGCUUUGUGUCGUUCUCUGAGUACGCACGAUACGUCAGCAGCCGGAAAUUCACAGAGCGGGAUUCCAAGAAUGUCAAUGCGGCCGAAGAUUACCCUUUUAUUGCCCCAUUUUAUUAUGGAGGCGCAGACCUUGGAUCUACCUUGACUGGGAACAGUUUGUACAAAGGAAAAAUAUUCUACAACGUUCUCAUGAAGGGUAAUCCUAGAGGCCAGCGGGAACUGAGGGAAAUUGGGAGAAAUGUUAGUUCGUCCAUUCCAGGGGUCAGCAGUUUUGAUCCUACCUAUGCUCUUGUUGUCACGUGGGAAAAGGUUACGGACCAAUACAACACCGGUAUCUUAAAGUGUACAGACGAGCCGGGAAGAAUGUGUCAGGACAACACAUUCCAAGCCGUCAUUACGACUGAUGGAAAGCAGAGCUUUGCAAUUUUUAACUAUCAAGAGAUGAACAUCCAGUUGCCACCCAGAGAUUCAAACUAUCAGGCCGGAUUUAAUGGUGGCUUUGGACGUGGUUGGAGUUCCGCCAUAGCCUUACAGCGCGUGCGCAACAUUACCCAGUACCAGGCGAGUGACCGACUUGGGCGGUAUAUCUACCAGAUUAAUGAGGAGCGGAUCAUUACGGGUGGAUGUAAUAAUCCCGAUGGAAUAUUGGAGGCGGUUCCUAAUUUUGCUGGGUUACUAGGUGGGAAAGUUGUGGAAGUUACCGGUCCUUGUUUCUUGUCUGGUAGGUCUUACUCUCUAGUCUUCGGAAAUUCCCAGAGAGAGAAAUCCGAGAACUGUAUCACAGAAGACUAUGGGAAUACAAUGAUGAAGGUUCGCUGUGAGAUACCCAUGUUAACAGAACGGGGACAAGUGCCCGUUUUCAUGAAGGCAAACGACGGUAAAAUGGAAUAUAACACCACGAUUACAAUUGUUAUGCCUAAUGUGCUGCCACCAGAAGAUUACGUACAACUCGUUGACAGCGGUCCUGGCUCUCGAUGGAACGAAACAUCAGCUUCGUCAUUACGUCUUCAGUGGAACUCUCGCGUGCUAUCCAACCAUUCAAACGCUAAAGUUAAAAUCACACUUCGAGGCUACAGAGAAGACAGGAAAUCAUGGGACUUAACAAUACCUUUGAAAACAGAGUCCAUCCCUAACAGUGUCCAAGGAUUCCAGUUCAACCCGCAGGAUGUUAAUUGUGAUGAAAAUUGUCAAAAUUAUGAAGUUGGUGUUAUAGAAGUUAAACUAGAUGACCCGAGAAUGGCAAACAAAUACCGAACCUUAAGAAGUCGGCCAACUCCUCUAGCAUGGCUGAUAAACAAGGCAAUGGUAGCUAAGCAAGGUCAAUCUUGGUCGUCCAACAAAUGCCAAGCCUGGUAUGCAAAGGACAUGAUGGACACGUCCUGGCUACGGUCUCUCCCGGCAUGCCCUUGUAAUCUGCACCAGGCUCUUGUUGACUUCGGAAGGUGGCAAAAGGACCCAGUCUGUCAUCUUGACAGUAGAACCCCAGACAAUUGCGCUCUUCACUUUACCGCUGUUCACUGCGUACGAUCAGUGAGACCAAACAAUUAUGGCGCAGGCAACCAGUGUUGCUAUAGAGCUGAUGGAACACUCAUUUACUCCGGAGACUCCUACCAGGGAAGCACUCCAGAUCGAAGUCAUUUAUGGGGCGCAGCACCGUACAACACACCAAACCUCGCACGGGCGAAGGUGCCUGCCAUGUCUCACUCAAUUCACGACAUUAUGCCAUUUUACUACUGUUGUCUCUUGACAAACGAUUGCGACAAAUACAUGUCUCUCCGUCCCACGAGAUCCUGUACAGAGUACUGGUCGCCCAAACAAGCCAUGGUGUACGGUCAAGGAAACGUGCGAAUGUUCGAUAACACGUGGUACUAUGUCUGUGGAGAGGGAGACUUCAUUUUACUUCAGUCAACUAUGCUAACAAUUGAAGGCCGAUUCCAGAAGUCUCCGUUUAGCCCUAACUACAAUUCCACAAUAUUAACUGAUGUUGGUAUCCGAGCCGGAAAUGACGUCAUCGAGGUUAAGAUGAAAGGUCCAAACGCAGAUCGAUCGAAACGUGUUCUAGAUGUACUUGUAAAUGGAGAAUACCAGUUUUUUGAUAAUGGGCCACUACGGAGGAGAGAUUUCACGGAUGCGGUACUUAUAAAUAGUGAUGACCCUUCAAACACCAUGGAAAGUAACGUGACAGUUGUCACAAACAGUGGGGUGGGCAUUCAAGUGGCGGAAAAGGACCAGAGGUUAUGCCUACUUGUUAUGAUUCCCCCAAAGUUUGUAAGUAACGGUUUACUCGGCAACUGGAAUAAUAAUUCGGACGACGACCUGACACCCCGGGGCUCUAACUACCCGCUGCUAAACAGGAACCCUCAAACCAUCUACAGCCAGUUUGUAUUUUCAUGGGCUAUCACUAAAAACAAAGAUACGUCCACCAUCGUCCCCUUCCCUGUGUAUGCCACCAAUAAGACAACCAUGUGUUUCGAUCAUAAUCAGCCAAACUCUCAGUGUAAUGGCGACGCAGCUUGUAACCAUGACUACUGGACAACAAUGAAUAUGACCGUAGCUAUUGACACCUUGCGAAUGUCUGCUCAUCACCAAAGACUGCAGGAAAAUAGACAAGCUGAACGGUCCUGUGGCCUCAUAGAUGUCCCCAUGAGUAUCAAAAGCAACUAUAACUAUAGUUUGGGUAACAAGGUCACCUUGACCGGAUGUAGGAAGGGGACACUGUCCGGAACAAAGGAAUAUACUUGUGUCGCCACGGGCAAGGACCUGAGUACCCAGUCCUGGUCACCAGAGGUGACAGCAUCAUGCGGGGAAAUUGAGCAAGCUAACAUUGGAAUGAUCAUUGGGAUCGUGGUCGCCAUUGCAGUCAUCCUGAUUAUUGCUAUAGUCGUCGCCGUAGUUCUGAAGAAAAAGAGGAGCGGGUCGAUGAGAAGUAGAGAGAGGAAAAAGGAUACCAUGCAGGACGUUGAACAAUACAGCAAGGUAGCUCAAAGGGAACCAAAGCUUUAAGUUACCUCCAAGGACAUAAUAACGGCGCAUAAUAAAAGAGAACAAUCGUGCGGCUUAGACAGUUUGGCGUAUUUAUCUCAGGAGAAUUAGCUAUCAGACAAAAAGACGGGAAGAUAUGUGAAGUUUAUUCCAGUUUAUAUACAUUUCUUUAUUUAUCAUACUAACAUUGGACAAUUGUGUUGUGAAUUGAGAGAUGAUGUCAUAUUGUGCAUACAUAUUUAUACCCUUUUCAUUUUGCUCAUCCUUCGUGUUUAGAAAUCCUGUAUUCAUUAUGGACAGAAUUUAGAAAUACAUGUAUCUAUCAUCUUUGUAAACUUUUGCAAAUACUUAUGAAAAUAGCAAUCAACAACUAUCAGUUAUUAGCAAAUUGGAUAAAAAGAGUGGUUUAUGUAUGAAUUUGUGAAAUAUUCAGUCUCUUAAAAUAAGCAUUUUGUCUCAAAGGCGAUGCAUUUGUGUGUAAUUAUUUUAUGAACAAGAUUGUGCAUCAUGUACAUGAAGUACCAUUUUCAUUAAUGGGUGUUUGAUUGGAGUUGUUUGUCUGUAGCACUUAAUAUUCUGCAAGAGAUUGAGUUUCAUAAAUAACCGUGUAUAUGUAUGUUUCUCCUGUCUGUGUGUUGUAAUUUUUAUAGUUUUCUCGAUUCAAAAUACAAAAGAAAAUACUAAUAUACUGCUAGUUAUUUCUUAAACUGUUUACUUAUAAGACUAUGUAUGAUAAAAGCUACUCACUGAUAA
Molecule: messenger RNA, 4004 nt
Organism: Magallana angulata
Lineage: Eukaryota; Metazoa; Mollusca; Bivalvia; Ostreida; Ostreidae
Product: sushi domain-containing protein 2-like
Exons: 18
Coding region: 69-3272 (1067 amino acids)
Biological process (GO): cell-matrix adhesion
Source: RefSeq, a predicted model, not a curated record